CUCAGAAUUUUUAAAUAUGUACAAGAUAUUUAUAACAUUGAGACACCUAUAAGUUGACUGGAAAGAAACAAAUAAAAACUUAACCAUGCCACUGGUAUUAUCUCAAGCGGAGUUCGACAAGCUGGUUUCCUGGACGGACGGCAGUCGGGAGAACAAGGAUGCGGCGCGCCAGAGCGAGUAUGUCAAACUUCUGAACGAGCAGAGCUCACGCAUGACUCGCGAGUGGCCCAAUUCUUUCGAGAAUGUGAACAAACGCAAUGAGGAGUUGCGUCGCGCACACAUCGAGGCCGCCGAGCAGGCCAACGCCAAGUUCUACAAGAAGUACAUGCGGAAGCAACGCGAUGAACAGGCGCGGCUCAUGUACAGCGCGCGUGACACCAUAUUCAAGAAUAAGGACGCGCCAAAGAUGUUUCUCCGUGCCGUUAUAGAAACCUGCGUACAGAAAGAGCGACAAGAACAGCUCAAGUUCAGAGGCGAGCGAAUGCGGGAAGAGAAGGAACGGAAGAGAAAGGACGACGACGAAAUCAUCCGCCGCGCGGCCGAGUGGCACGCCCUCACGAAAACGAGGCGUCAGCGACGGUUCCAAGUUGAUAAACAGCACCAGAAAGAGAUCCUGGAACAGGCGCACGAGCUGGCCGAGCGUAAUCGCGCCGAGCACGAAACGGAGCUAAAUUAUCAGAUCAUAGACAACAUCAAGGCCAACGAGCAGAUGGAAGCGCUCAGCGAGUUUGAGCGCAAUUUCAACAAAGCCGAAAAAGCCCGUAUCCUCGCCGACAUGAAACAGUCCAAGGCUGAGACAGACGCCCGGCGCGCUGAGGAGCGCGCUCGGGACGAACUGGACGACAAGCUGAUCGCCGUCUUACAGCGCUCGCGGGCCAGGAUCGAGGCGCAGAGGAAGAAAACUGAAAUAGAAGCCCGCGAAGAGCAGCUGCGCGUGCUUGAACUGAACAGCAAGCGCCUGGAGAGUGGCGAGGCCGCGCGCGCGGAAAAGGAGCAAGCCAGUCUGGAGGCCGCCGUCAGGGAGAGGGAAGCCAUCGCCGAGGCAAGACUACGCAAGGACAGAGAAAAAGAGGCGCGCUUCAAACGCGAAAAACAGGAGGUUCAAGACAAGUACCUUGCGGACGAGGCGCGCCGCCUGCACGAGUUUAAUACGCAGCGCCAGUGGGAGAUGAUGAACCGGUUCAAGAACCAAGAGUUGUACGAAGAGUUCAAGGAGAAACUGCGUCAGGAGAAAGCGCGCAAGAUCAAACAGUUCAGAGAGGAGACGCUCAGGCUUUGGAAAGAGCGAGAAGAGCGCGACGCGCGCGAGCUCGCCGAGACCCGCUACUUCUACGGCGAGCUGGCCGAGAGGAAACUACGCGACGCCGACAACAGACUGUUCGCGCACGCGCAGGAGCUGCUGGCCGAGGCGCGGCGCCACAACAGGCCCGACUACGCGCUGCGCAAGGCUCUCGACCGCUACUGUUCGCUGUACCGCUUGCACCCGAUGCCGGAGCUGCCGAAGACGCUACAGUCGCACUUCCCCGACUACAGGCCCAAGGAUUGCUGCAUACCAGACCCGGGGUAUAAGCCCGAGCCGCCACCGCAGCCCGAACCUGAAGAGAAGGAGACUCCGCCGAAGGACGCUGGUGGUCCUGUUGGCAAGAGAGGCGGCUUGCAGCCCGCUGCAGACGGUGACAAGAUGGGGCCAUCUGCGUCAGCGUCUGUGGUCGAGGAGACGGUGGCUGACUAUAAGAGAGUCGGCCGCGCCAACGGUCUGCAGAGGACACCCGCUGAGACUGAUCUAUUCAAGCUCCCACCGAUCAGCGUGAUGGUCCCCUGUCAGACCCCGACCUGCACUUGCCCGUUGAAGAAAUAAAUAAAACAAACGUAUACAAAAUAUUAAUUUAUUCAUUUUAUUAUAGUGUUGUCAUGUCUAGAGAGCUAUGGCACCGCUGCUGUGACUAGACACUUGGUGGUCC
This is a messenger RNA of Cydia amplana, 1961 nucleotides long. Its product is annotated as trichohyalin-like. The record is from RefSeq and is a predicted model, not a curated record. The coding region runs from base 86 to 1858 and encodes 590 amino acids. The transcript is spliced from 14 exons. NCBI's taxonomy places the organism in Eukaryota, Metazoa, Arthropoda, Insecta, Lepidoptera, Tortricidae.